GCGGAAUGUUCGUAGUGGAGUAGCUGCUGCUGCUGCUGCUCUGCUGCUGCUACUGUUGUCUGCUAUAAAAGCUUGUGAAAGUAAACAAACAUGGCGGGAAGUUAGUGAUGGUGCGCGAAACGGGAGUAAUGACAGAGCAGUCGGCUGCAGAGGAAGGAGGGGCAGUGAGUGCAGCAGGGGAGGAAGCGAUCCGCUCCCUCCUGGCAUCAUGCAGGGAGUCCAUGAAGGGCGAGCCGGGGCGGACCACGGCGGGAGUCAUUCCCCUGGACCCCCUUGCCGUCGAGACGCAAAUCAUCACCCAUCAGCAUCCAGCUCUUAGCAUAUCUGUGAAGCUCUCCAACAUGGCAUUAACGGGGCUGUCUGAGUUUGUCAUUGAAGAGGUGAAAGUGAAUGUACAGCUCUUGACCAUAACUGUGAGCCUGGCAUAUGACACGCUUCUACUCGAUGGGGAGUACGAGCUCCAGGGGAAGUUGGUCAAAGUCAUCCCUAUCUCGGCCAGAGGGCCAUUCACGGUCACAACCAACAAUGCAAAGGUCACACUUCGAGCCAAGUUAAAGGAAUGCCGCGGACGACUAGAAGUAAGGGAUCUGACAAGCGACCUGGUUUUGGAAGGUGUGAGAUGUCGUCUUGCGCAGAUGACAGGUGGUGCCUUGGUUAGUAAGGUUUUGAACUCAUUACUAACAGAUUUACUCAGACGGGAGAGGCCUCGCUUGGCACACGAACUAAGUGCAGCACUCAAAACCUUGCUGAACAAUGAGCUCAAAAACUUCAACCUUGGUGUAUCCCUCCAACUUCUGCAAACUAGCGACAGACUCAUGCGUAGAGGGUCACUUUACUAACCUUUGCUUGUGUGCACACCAAAAAAAAUAAUGUAAGAUAAAAAAAAAAAAAACAUUUAUUUUAAAGCAUUCAUGAGAUAAGUUAGAAAGGUGUUUUUACCUCUACAAAGUAUUUUUCUGGCAAAGGUAAUUUUCAAGUAAACAUUCUAAUACAUUCUUAAGUAGAGGGAGAAAAUAUCAUAGCAAUUAAAAUGAUAUUGUCUUAUAUUUGAGUCUAAAGAUAUAUUGCCAAUGUGUAUCUAUAUGGUACAAAUCUCUUUGCUUGAUAAAGUAUUUAUAAGCUCAGGUUUUGAUUGUUAGAACAUUGUGUACAUUUAAAGAAGAAGAUUAUUUGACUGACUGAGUGAAAUUAUUGCAUGUUGAAAAAAAAACAACUAAAAAAGCAUAGUUUAGACUUUAGCAAAAUGUUGAAGAGUGGAACCUAUUUCUAAAAUAACCACUAGUAGUGUUGAUCCCUAGAAAAAAAACUUUAAGAUGUGAAAAUCAUUGUGCCAAUUUCUAUAAUCAGCUCUCAAGCUGUUUAUGAGGCACUACAACAGCUCUACCAUUGUCUUAAAUAUACUAGCUAAAAACAAAGUGAAAGAGCUGUUGCACUUUCAAUCCCCAUAUCUGUUGCUACCAGAGCUCAAAGGCAAGUAUUUGAAAAAGAGAAUCUGUCCUUGAUUUUAUUUACCAUAUUUCAAAGCUUUACUACUAUUAUGAAGGUCAGAGCAAUUAGACUGUUCAAAUUGUAUGUUAUCUCGAUACAGUGAAGAAUGGAUACUUUGUUGGUUUGGCUGUAUGGCAUUUUACCAAAGAUUUGUUUUAAAUAAUCCUUAACUUUGAUGUGAUAUGGGAAAUACUUUUUAAUACAGAUUUAAGUGAGUCAAUGUAAUUUAUGUGAGAACUGUAUCUGCAUGGUAAAGUAUGAUUAAGUGGUUAUAAUUUUAUGUAUCCAAGAAAUAAUACUUUAUCUCUAUUUCAUGUAUUUUAUGGAGUAGUUUUAUUAAGUUUUGACCUUUAUUGGGGGGAGAAUUCCUAUUAUUUUAUCUCAAUGUUUUUUUUUUCUGGGGGGGGGGGUUAUGUAGAGAUAACAAAGAUCAAUGAUUUGAGAACUUUUCUUUACUUAGGGAAUAAACAUAGAAUGCCAAAAGGUUCGUUUUGAACACACUUGCUAUAUGAAUACAAUUUCUCUGCUUUUCCUUUUCCUUUUACUUCAUUAUACACUAAAGUAUGAAUUAGGAAGGACAAAGGAAAGUAUGAUUCACUAAGAAGGAAUGGUUUGAGUGUAUCAGUGAGAUUAGUGUUUUAACUGAAUGUUUUAGAGAUUUUAGAUGUAAUGUGCAUUGUCAGAUGGAGAAACUGUAUGACCCAUUUUGGGGAAAUAAAAUUUGGAAGCAAUGCAACCAGCGCCACCAAACAUGACAGGGUAAGGUAGCGAUCCUGACAAUCUCUUGACUUCACUAGUGUUAUGGUGAUUAUGAUAUUCCUGUUUCCUGUCUUAAUAUCAAUAAUGUUUUAUACAUAUUAUCAUGGUGGAACUGCAUCCAGAUAGGAGGUCUUUCAUAUUUUCAAAUAUCUGCAUGCGUUUGUUGGGCAGUAAAGGGAUGCUUUGGAUGUGAUGAUGUCACUUUAUCCAAAUGGAAAUUCAUAUCACAGAUGUACCACUUCUGUUAUCUGUAUGUGGAAGUGCAUGUCCAUAUAUGUACAAGAUUAGUGUGUGUGAAGGACCAUUUUAUUUAUUGCAGUGGUUAUUGUUCAUGGUAUUUCUGUAUUAUCAGCAUUAAAGCAUACAUGAAAUCAGUGCUAGUUAUCUGACUUGGAUCUGAUGGAGGUUUUAUACUUCAAACCAUUUAAAUUUCCAUUGAUAUUGGAACAUAUCAGUUUGUUGCCCUGGGAAUUACAUUGAUAUGGAAGUCACUAUAGAUGUUUAAUAUGAUAAUGUGAAUGUAAAUCAAAUAUUUGUAAAGAAAUGAUGCAUUUGUCAGAUACACUGAUUAAUAUUAUUCCCUUUUUUCAAGGAAGACACUGUUGAUUUUGUUACUGUUGGUCUACAAAUAGGAUGUAGGGAGGGGAAACAUGAUGUGUUGAACAGUUAUCAUUUCUGUGGAAUUAAUAUUAUUUUAAAAUGCCACAGCAGACUAUAACUUGACCAAUUUGAUACUCAUAUGUGGGUCUGGCAAAGAUCUCUUCAAAAUGACUUUUGUUAUUGGAUGUAUCAGUAUAAAGGUAUUUAUAAUGUUGAGUCUAUAUGGCCAUGUAUUGUAAAAUGUGCAACCCCUUGACCCUAAGUUCUUUUUUCAUGUACAUACAUACAUAGACAUUCAUGCUGGAAUACUGGAGAUGGUAAUAAGCUGUUAUUUGUGAUAUGAUUUUUAAAUGCUUGAGACUAGUCAGAGUUCACAUGCUUUUACAGUGCAAAUAAAGGUGUUUGAAUGCAUUUACCAAAGUGGUGACUCUUAAUAUUAUACUUGUUUUACCAUUCAAGUGCUAAGUUUACAUAUCAUGGGUUAAGGGGAUGUACUGUGCUGCAAAGAUGUAUUGUUGAAUAGUGUGGAUAUAUUUCCUCUUAUGUUUCUGCUUGUUCACAUUGUCGUAAGGACAUGUGAAGAAUCAAAAGAUAUUCCAUAAUGGUAAUCCUGCACCAAUAUGCAGUUUGAGGUUAUUAUUCUGCAACACCAAUUUUUUCCAAGAGAAAUUAGUGGUGACAUAUAUAUAAAACACUUGGCCUAGAUUGCAUAUGCCACAUUUUUUGUGGUACCAUUUCUGAUAUUUCUGUCUUGGACUUACAUAUCUGUGUCUCUCUCUCUCUUUGUGCCUUCAAAUUGACCAUUUUGCACUAGAAUUUUCUAGUCCUUUGUGCUUGGGCCACUUUGAAAUAUGUAGAACAUAUCUCUGCUCAUCCUGUCCCUUUCUGGGCCUCUCGGGUCUCUUUGGCUUGUCUCUAGGCUCCUCCUCAUUUCAUCUCAUCCUCACUUCUCUCAUCUCAUUAUUUUAUAUUCUCUCUCUCUCUCUCUCUCUCUCUC
Messenger RNA from Penaeus indicus, 3844 nucleotides. RefSeq lists its product as uncharacterized. Bases 108 to 839 code for a protein of 243 amino acids. The record is from RefSeq and is a predicted model, not a curated record. Lineage: Eukaryota; Metazoa; Arthropoda; Malacostraca; Decapoda; Penaeidae. The transcript is spliced from 4 exons.